Molecule: messenger RNA, 527 nt
Organism: Rhopalosiphum padi (bird cherry-oat aphid)
Lineage: Eukaryota; Metazoa; Arthropoda; Insecta; Hemiptera; Aphididae
Exons: 2
Coding region: 1-480 (159 amino acids)
Source: RefSeq, a predicted model, not a curated record
AUGGGAGGCCACAGAGGUGGUCGCUCCAAAACCAAAAGAGCAAGCACAUCCCCUGCUAGGGUUGAUCGUAAUAAGCAAUCCAAAAGGCUCUGCAAUUCUCCGCCAUCUGUUGAACCUACCGUAAAAAAAGGACGCCAGCGUUCAGCAACUGCCUCUCCUGCUCCGGAUGAAGAGUCCUUAUCAGGAGAAGCAUGGGCACCCUUUAUUAGCUCAUCCACUUGGAAGAAAAUUGAGGCGGUUCAGACUACAGGCAUCAGGAUAAUUUUAGGCCAGCCGACCUUUGUAAGGAACUCGGUGCUUCUGCACACAGUCGGAUUCAUUCCUAUCCAACAAACCAUUAAGAAAAAUGCCUCAGCCACUUUUCAUCGUAUCGCUACUUCAUGUUACAACCAUAUAAGAACUAUUGGUAAUUGUUCCCCCUCUCUAUAUACCUCGAGACAUAGACAACGUCCGAGAACAAAACCUUGGGCAACCAGUUAAAUUAAAAUUAUAAUAAAAAAAAAAAAAAAAAAAAAAAAAAUAGCAAA